ACAUGCAGGUUAUAAAAGUAGCUUUCCUGCAAAAGACGUUUUAGUUUGAAAUUAGUGAUUGUGAGGUGCGCACUGUAAAAUGAAUGAGUUGAAAUCACAUCGGAGAUUAUGGAUAUUCUUCAUACUGGUGUUGCUCGUAUACACAUUUGUUGUUUGGAAUAUUGGAAAAUCUCAGAGUUACACUGUGGAAAUUGUUCAGCGGAUCUCAGGAAUUGAAUAUCCAGCUCCUGAUCGAAGAUUUUUAAUUGAUCUCCGGGAUUUCGAUUACAUCAUUAACCAGAAAUCUUGUCGGCAGUUGAAAAUGCAGCCCAAGUUCAUCAUUCUCAUACACAGUGCUCCGAGGAAGAGAGAAAACCGGGAUAACAUCCGACAGACCUGGGGAGGAUGGAAACUCGAUCACAGAGUCCUCUUCCUUCUUGGAACUGUGGACUCUGAGGAUCUUCAGAACGAGAUUCAGAGUGAAAGUGACUUUUUUGGAGAUAUUGUUCAGGGAAACUUUGUGGAUUCUUACAAAAAUCUAUCGUACAAACACGUUAUGGCUAUGAAAUGGGCCACAGAAUUCUGCCCAGAAACUCAAUUCAUCUUCAAAUCUGACGAUGAUAUUUUCGUAAAUACACCACUUAUUUCGCAAUUUGUUCAGAAACUUGGUAAUGUAACAGACUUCAUUCUGUGUGUUAUAAAUGGUGGACAACCGGUAGUUCGAGAAAAGAAUACUAAGUGGUAUGUAUCACCUGAGGAAUUCCCCAAUGAUACUUAUCCGGUUUAUUGUUCUGGAUGUGGAGUUUUACUGACUACAGAUGUGGCCCGGAAACUCCACAAAGCUGCCGAAUCCACCCCUUACUUGUUUGUGGAUGAUGUUUAUGUUCUUGGAAUUCUUAGAGAGAAGAUUGGUGCUCGAAUUAGUCCUAUUGGAGACCUUCACAUGGGAUCAGAUAAAUCAGACGAUAUGUUUGCCAAAAAGAAAAAUAUUACAGAUGUAAAUUUCUAUAUGUUCACCUACGAGCUAACUAACCAGCAAAUAGGUCAAUUUUGGGAAGUAGUAUACGAUUAUAUGAGUAAAGGAUACUACAAAAAAGAAUUUUCAAUGACUUAUUAGGGUUUUAAAUCUGAAUAUAUAUUUUUCUAGAAGUAUUAUAAGUAUUAAAAUUUAAAAUACAGUGAUUAAUUGAAAACGAUUUUCCUUCAGAAGAGCCUUUAAAAUUUAAAGAAGAAAUUAUAAGUUAGAAAUUUGUAAUGGUGGAACUUGAUUCUAAAUUUGGAAUUCCAUUAAUAAAAAUUCUGAAUUCAAGGGAACUAUAGAACGUAAAACCUUUAAAGAGGGAAAUAUUAUAGAAAAAAUGU
Phlebotomus papatasi is the source of this 1341-nucleotide messenger RNA. RefSeq names its product beta-1,3-galactosyltransferase 5-like. Gene Ontology annotation, cellular component: membrane. The transcript is spliced from 2 exons. Bases 80 to 1096 code for a protein of 338 amino acids. The record is from RefSeq and is a predicted model, not a curated record. NCBI's taxonomy places the organism in Eukaryota, Metazoa, Arthropoda, Insecta, Diptera, Psychodidae. Gene Ontology annotation, molecular function: hexosyltransferase activity.